Messenger RNA from Torulaspora globosa, 1749 nucleotides. It is a transcript of the gene STI1, whose product is annotated as Hsp90 cochaperone STI1. The record is from RefSeq and is a predicted model, not a curated record. NCBI's taxonomy places the organism in Eukaryota, Fungi, Ascomycota, Saccharomycetes, Saccharomycetales, Saccharomycetaceae. The coding region runs from base 1 to 1749 and encodes 582 amino acids. The transcript has a single exon. Gene Ontology annotation, molecular function: Hsp90 protein binding.
AUGUCAAGCGCUGAAGAGUUUAAACAGCAGGGAAACGCUGCUUUUGUUGCUAAGGACUAUGCGAAGGCCGUGGAGCUCUUCGGAAAGGCUAUCGAGGCUUCCGAACAAGCAAAUCAUGUGUUGUAUUCUAACAGAUCUGCGUGUUACUCGUCGUUGAAGAAGUUUAAGGAAGCGUUGGAAGACGCUGAGGAGUGUGUCAAAAUCAGUCCCAGCUGGGCUAAAGGCUACAACCGUGUGGGUGCAGCGCAGUUUGGAUUAGGGAAGUUGGAAGAUGCAGAGAAAGCUUACAAGAAAGCUUUGGAACUAGACAGUAGCAAUAAAGCAGCGAAGGAUGGAUUGGAACAGGUGCAGAAGAGCCAGCAGUCCAGACAGCAGAUGCCCGACUUGGGUCUGGGACAGAUGUUCAACGAUCCGAAUUUGAUCGAGAAAUUGAAGAACAACCCAAAGACAGCGGAGCUGAUGAAAGAUCCUCAGUUGGUAGCAAAGCUGGCACAAUACAGAACGAACCCACAGGCCAUCAGCCAGGACCUGUUCAGUGAUACGCGAUUGAUGACCAUCAUGGCGGCUUUGAUGGGGAUCGAUUUGAAUAUGGGAGCGGCUAGCGAUGCGCAAUCUGCUCCAGAAGCACCAAUGAACACUGCUGCUGAGCCAGCGGAGACCACAUCCUCAAGCGAACCAGAAAGCAAGAAGGAAGAGCCAGAGAAGAAGGAGACUGAACCAGAGGCCAUGGAAGUGGACGAAAACGGAUCCCAACUGGCUGCAGAAGAGGAGAAGGCAGAAGGUAACAAGCUAUACAAGGCUCGUAAGUUCGAUCAGGCAAUCGAGCACUAUAGCAAAGCCUGGGAACUGCACAAGGACAUCACUUACCUAAACAACCGUGCGGCUGCAGAGUACGAAAAGGGUGAAUAUGAAACUGCCGUCGAAACUUUGACCAAGGCUGUUGAAGAGGGUAGGGAAUUGAGAGCCGAUUACAAGAUCAUUGCAAAAUCAUUCGCUCGUAUUGGUAAUGCUUACCACAAGUUGGGAGACUUGAAGAAGUCGAUUGAAUUCUAUCAGAAAUCAUUAACUGAACACAGAAACGCAGAUGUUCUAAACAAGCUGAGAAACGCAGAGAAGGAGUUGAAGAAGCAAGAGGCAGAGAAAUAUAUUGAUCCUGAGAAGGCUGAAGAGGCUCGUUUGCAAGGUAAGGAAUACUUCUCUAAUGCCGAUUGGCCAAACGCAGUUAAAGCAUAUACUGAAAUGAUCAAGAGAGCACCAGAGGACGCCAGAGGUUACUCGAACAGAGCUGCAGCUUUGGCCAAAUUAAUGUCUUUCCCAGAGGCCAUUACAGACUGCGACAGAGCCAUCGAGAAAGAUCCAAACUUCAUCAGGGCUUACAUUAGAAAGGCAAGCGCCCAAAUAGCUGUCAAAGAAUUUGCAGCUGCUAUAGAGACAUUAAAUGCGGCUCGCUCAAAGGACAGUGAAGUGAACAACGGCGCAAACGCUAGAGAAAUCGAUCAGCUCUUCAUCAAAGCUAACAGCCAGAGAUUUCAACCCGGGGACGCCAAUGAAACGCCAGAGCAGACAUACCAAAGAGCCAUGAAAGAUCCUGAAGUUGCUGCCAUUAUGCAAGACCCAGUUAUGCAAAGCAUACUUCAACAAGCUCAGCAAAACCCAGCAGCUCUGCAAGAGCACAUGCAAAACCCAGAAGUCUUUAGAAAGAUUCAAACUUUGAUCGCUGCCGGUAUCAUUCGUACGGGCCCACGCUGA